Pungitius pungitius (ninespine stickleback) is the source of this 769-nucleotide messenger RNA. RefSeq names its product Galectin-related protein A-like. NCBI's taxonomy places the organism in Eukaryota, Metazoa, Chordata, Actinopteri, Perciformes, Gasterosteidae. Gene Ontology annotation, molecular function: carbohydrate binding. Bases 127 to 564 code for a protein of 145 amino acids. The record is from RefSeq and is a predicted model, not a curated record. The transcript is spliced from 4 exons.
CCUCUGUCACCGCCAAAUUGGGAGCCUGUCUCCAUGACAACGUAGAACAGGAGGGGUUUGCCAGUUGGAGUCAAUCAGUUGGCAUCAUCGCUCGAAACCUCCACACUGCAUCACGCCCUGAGUGGAAUGGAAGAAAAGGACAAGAAAGAAAAUGGGGAGUAUACUGGAGAGAUAAAGGGUGGACUACGGCCUUCAAUGAAGCUGGUGGUCAUUGGAAUUAUUAACAAAGAACCAAAGAACAUCGAGGUGAUCCUGUCCAGUGAGCCCGAGGAGGAGGACACAGACGCCGAUGUGGGAUUCCAGCUGAAGGUGAGCUUCAUGGAUAAGGCCGUCCAACGCAACGCUCGCCUGGCUGGAGAGUGGGGAAGACCUGAAACUACCCUCUCCUACUUUCCAUUUGCACCGGGGGAGUCCUUCAAGAUAGAGAUAGUUUGUGAGCACCAGCAGUUUCGCGUCCUGGUGGACGGACAGCCGCUGUGCGGAUUCACCCACCGGCUCUCCCAGCUCGCCUCCCUCACUGCCUUACGCGUCUUUGGAGACCUCCAGCUCACCAAGGUGGCCUAACGCCAGCGCUUCUUUGAAUGAAUUAACCCAGGAGGGGGGAUGCGGGGGGGGGAGGAACAAAGGGACGCUUGUCUCGUAAUCACGUGUCGAGUGCCUUCACUAGAUUACCUGUUUGGGGACUUGAAGUUAGACUGAAUGUACCGGUUGUCAGUGUCUUAAAUCAAGCGAGCAAUGUGAAGUGAACUGUUGCAAUCGUGGUCCAAGC